UGACUGAACGUAAUGAUGCUCACCCUUAAAAACAGUUCCUAACAGUUACCUUAACGACAGCCAUCAUAUGCGAUACGGCUGCGCUGUUAUAACAGUCGGAUGAUGUAAGAAGCAGGCAGUAAGGAAAAUAUAAACAGGCCCCUGUUAAAUUCAGCUUUCAGUUUAGUAGUUGUAUGCGAGUGCACCAAAACAGAAAAUAGAAAUUAUAUCUUGCCAUAAGAUAUCUCUUUGGCAUAGGGGACAACCCUCAAAGGAUCAAGUACAUUUUCUGUGUAUAAUGCUUGGUGGAAUUGCAACUUAUUUCUUUAAAGGAGAAGAGGUUCCAGAAUCCAAGAAUGAAGAAAAAACAUCUUACAUGACAAAGGAAACAGAAGAUGAUUGGCUUCUUGUAGAUAUUUGGGAAUCUAAUGCUCUUCCAUCCAUGCAUCAAGUGGAUCUUAAACUACACUCCGCCCCGAAAAAUGAAAAUAUGAAAUGUAAACACCUUUGCCCUAAAGUUAGUGGUUCCGCUUCUCUUUCUGUUCAACUUCCAGAAAGAGUAGAAUUGGCUACAACUUUACCAGAUAGUCCUGUAAGUCCAACUCAGAUGGAUGGGAGUUGGUACAUUACGCCACCUCCUUGUUUUACUGCUAGAGGACUGGUUCGUGUAGAGACAUCUCCUUUGGAAAACCUACUGAUUGAACAUCCCAGUAUGAGUGUUUAUGGAUCUGAUUAUCUACGAGUUUUGUCUUCUGUGAAUAAAGAGGUUUAUACCUCUCGGAAAACUGAUGCAGAAAAGGAUGAAACUUCUUCCUUGAUCAUUCAAGAAGAUGAAUCACAACAAUCAGUAGCAUCUGAUACCAGGAUAAUUAACAGGAGAACAAAUAAAUGUGUGGAUAGGUUUCACAGAAGAAUAAGAAGGAGACAACAAACUUCUGCUGUAACUAUGACAAUGGAUAUACUUGAAUUUAUUGAGAAUGUGAAGCCAGCUCAGCGAGCUCGCAAGCGACAUGAGCAGAAACAACUACAGAAGUCCUACCUUGACAGACAGAAUCAGAUUUGUCAUAUGCAAGCUAGUGUUAAACAUCCUCCAAGGAAAGACCAUCUGAUGCAUCACUCGAGGGUUAAUAACAAACGCAAGAGUUAAAAGGUUUUACUGCUUAUCAACUAGCAAUAAUGAUUUUAUUGUAGUUUUGCCUUACGUUUAGAUAGUCCAUAUUACGUUGUUCAAAAAAUUCAAUUUUUGUUUUAGCUCUUCCAUAUAAUAUUCUCAGGAUCAAAAGCAAACAUCGAUUUGAAUAAUUAAUACUAUUAUAUGUUUUUUAUUGAAGGCUAGUGAUACAGUUAUUAGCUGAGGGUUAAAUGUUUAUCACAAUUUAGUAGUACUCAGUAAAUAAAUAAAAUCAAUAGGAACAGAUAAAAGGUAGUGUUGUAAUUUCUAGAUGAAACUCAAAUUCGAGGAGCUCGUGAAAUAACUUUUUUUAUGUUUUAAUUCUUUGGAGUUCUACAUAUAUGUUAAGUUACAUCCAGCUUUUAAAACUAAAGAUUUUUUGAAAAUGUACGUGAUAUGUAUUUUACAUUGUAUUGUGGACAGCUUGUAAGUUAUUUAUAUUUUUAUUUCACAGCUCAUCAUUCAUGAUGAAAAUUCUGCUUGAUUUCACUGAGGAUGUUAUAUAAAAUCAUGUGCAUUGGUUACAAGGUCUGAUUGGUGUAUGACAAAAUCCUGUAAAUGUUUUUCAGCAAAAACCUAAAAAGACUAACAAUUACAUAUGUAAAGUAUAUUUCAUUUCUUUUCCAUAAUAUAGUCUGUCAAGAACUGCAAAAUAGAUUAUUAGUGGGUAUGUAAGUAUAUCUGUGAUUGUAUUUUAGCUCAUUAACUCUUUCAGCACGGGUUUGGACCCUGGAACCAACCUCGUAACCAUUUUGUGCUUGUUACAGUUUUCAUGCUAUAACAUUUAAAGUAGUAAGUGUAUGUUAACAAGAUUUGG
Messenger RNA from Limulus polyphemus (Atlantic horseshoe crab), 1967 nucleotides. Its product is annotated as tumor protein p53-inducible nuclear protein 1-like. Bases 278 to 1126 code for a protein of 282 amino acids. Gene Ontology annotation, biological process: autophagosome assembly; positive regulation of DNA-templated transcription. The transcript has 4 exons. The record is from RefSeq and is a predicted model, not a curated record. NCBI's taxonomy places the organism in Eukaryota, Metazoa, Arthropoda, Merostomata, Xiphosura, Limulidae. Gene Ontology annotation, cellular component: autophagosome; nucleus.